AGAGGAAUGGCUCCUCGGCACUCUAGCUGAGACAUAAAAGGGAAUUGACAGAGCUAAGAAGAUUCAAGACGCCAGAGAAUCAUGGUGAAUACAAGAAAGAACUCCCAUCUCAAGCAAUGCAGUCCUUUCAUCUCUGGUCGGACGAGGUCGUCUCUUAGGAAUAAUCCAAACUUGGACGAGCAUAACCAUAAGGACCCCAGCAGUGAUGUCAGCUGUGGUAGCCCUCACUUAUCUCCUCCGUCUAAGCGGACACGCAGACAGACGCCCCCUAGCUCUAGUGACACUUCACCCAGUCCCCAGAGCAAAGGGCAGAGAGUCGCAUGGAACAUCUCCAAACACUGCACCAGGUUAUCCACUGAAGACUUACAAAAUGGACACAGCCGAAUGACCCGGCGGGGAAAUGACGGCACAGAUGGGGAUGAUGCUCACUUGAAUGGCCAUGUUCAGCUAAAGCGGAGCUGCCGCGAGAAAAAGAGCCGGUUUGAGCAUCUCAAUCAGAGCCUUCUGUUUGACCAGCUAGUCAACAGUACGGCGGAGGCAGUGCUGCAGGAGAUGGACAACAUCAGCAGCAUAAGACAGAACAGAGAGGUGGAGCGGCUCCGCAUGUGGACAGACACAGAGCUGGAAAACAUGGACAUGUACUCCAGGGUGAAGAGGCGGAAGUCCAUGAGGAGGAAUACAUUUGGAAUGCAGACUCACCAUAAAGUCAUAAGUAAAUCUGAGGCCCCCGAGGAGGAGGAGGAGGAGGAGGAGGAGGAGGAAGAAGGAACUGGGGAAUCACAUGAAGAGGGAGAUGAGGAUGAUGAGGAUGAUGAAGGAGAUGAAGUGGAAGAAGCGGGAGAGGAGAAUGACAGACCUUACAACCUCAGGCAGCGCAAAGCCGUGCAGCGAUAUGAGGCGCCACCCAUAGAGCCAGUGAACAGGAAACAAAGCAAGAACACACUGUUUGACACACUCAGAUCCCCUGCAAGGAGAAGCCAUAUUAGAAUAAAGAAGCAUGCCAUCCAUAGUAGUGAUACCACGUCCUCGUCAGAUGAGGAACGAUUUGAGAGGAGGAAAAGUAAAAGCAUGACACGUGCUCGAAACAGAUGUCUGCCAAUGAACUUGCGAGCUGAAGACCUGGCCAGCGGAGUGCUUCGUGAUCGGGUGAAAGUUGGUGCUAGUUUAGCUGAUGUGGACCCCAUGAAUCUGGACACCUCUGUGAAAUUUGACAGUGUGGGAGGGCUUAUAGACCACAUUAAGUCUCUCAAGGAGAUGGUCAUCUUUCCCCUUCUCUAUCCAGAAGUGUUCGAGAAGUUCAAGAUCCAGCCUCCAAGGGGUUGCCUGUUCUAUGGGCCUCCAGGGACAGGGAAGACAUUGGUGGCACGGGCACUGGCUAACGAGUGCAGUCAAGGGGACAGGAAGGUGUCCUUCUUCAUGCGCAAGGGAGCUGACUGCCUCAGCAAAUGGGUUGGAGAGUCAGAACGACAGCUCCGCCUUCUCUUUGACCAGGCAUACCUCAUGAGACCCUCCAUCAUCUUUUUUGAUGAGAUUGAUGGCCUUGCACCUGUUCGUUCUAGCAGACAGGAUCAGAUCCACAGCUCCAUAGUUUCCACAUUGCUGGCUUUAAUGGAUGGUUUGGACAGUCGAGGGGAGAUAGUGGUCAUUGGUGCUACAAACAGACUCGACUCUAUCGACCCUGCACUCAGGAGGCCCGGCCGCUUUGAUCGGGAAUUUCUGUUCAACCUGCCAGAUAAAAAGGCCCGAAAGCACAUUCUAGAAAUCCACACCAGGGACUGGAGCCCAAAGUUGGCAGAACCCUUUGUGGAUGAGUUGGCAGAAAAAUGUGUCGGCUACUGCGGUGCUGACAUCAAAGCACUUUGCACGGAGGCAGCGCUGGCGGCUCUGCGCCGCCGCUACCCUCAGAUCUACGGCAGCAGCCAGCGCUACAAGCUGGACGUGGGCUCCAUCGUGCUCGGGCCACAGGACUUUGGCCGCGCCAUGCGCUCCAUCGUUCCUGCUGCCCAGCGGGCCUUAGCCCCGGCAGGGCAUGCACUCUCCGCCACACUGCGCCCCCUGCUGGAAAGCUCGCUGGCCCACACACUUGCCUGCCUGCUCCGAGUCUUCCCCCACGCAGAGUUCCUGCAAACCUACGACACUGACAAUCAGCUGCUUGAGGAGGACUCUUACAGCGAGGAUGAGGACAGGGUUGGUGCUCAGUCUAUCUACAAUGUUCAGCCAGGAUCCCCAAAGAAGUCAGACUCCUCCACAGCGCACAAACCCUUUCUUCAUUUUACCAGGUCUGCCUACCAGCAGCCCACCUCGUACCGACCGCGGCUGCUCCUCACGGGGCCCCAGGGCUUGGGCCAGAGCACGCACUUGGCCCCAGCCUUACUGCAUCAUCUCGACAAGUUCACUGUGCACCGCCUUGACCUGCCCACUCUCUACUCAGUCAGUGCCAAGACCCCGGAGGAAUCCUGUGCUCAGGUAUUUCGGGAGGCGCGGCGGAGCGUCCCCGGUGUAAUCUACAUGCCCCACAUCAGCGAGUGGUGGGAGGCCAUCAGUGACACGGUAAAGAGCACCUUCCUCACGCUGCUGCAGGACGUUCCUUCCUUCACCCCUCUCCUCAUCCUCGCCACGGCCGAGCACACCUACCUGCAGCUCCCUGAGGAGGUAAAAUGCAUCUUCAGUCGCUCGUAUGGAGAGGUGGUGUGUCUUAAAACGCCAGGAGAAGAUGACCGCACAAAGUUCUUCAGUGACCUCAUACUGGUACAGGCUGCCAGGCCACCGCCCCUCCGGAGGAGAAAAGUAUGUGAUUUUGAGGUGCUGCCUCUAGCAGAGGACCCUGGCCCUCGGAAACACUCUCCAGAGGAGCAGAAGCGGCUGGAGGAGCAGGAGGAGAACACUCUACGCGAGCUCCGCCUCUUUCUCAGGGAUGUCACCAAGCGGCUGGCCACAGACAAGCGCUUCCAGAUCUUCAGCAAACCUGUAGAUAUUGAGGAGGUGUCUGAUUAUCUGGAGGUGAUCAGAGAGCCUAUGGACUUGUCCACUAUCAUGACAAAGAUUGACACUCACAAGUACACAACUGCCAAGGACUUCCUGGUGGACAUUGACCUCAUCUGCAGCAAUGCGUUGGAGUACAAUCCCGACAAGGAUCCAGGCGAUAAGAUUAUUCGACAUAGGGCAUGUAGUCUGAAGGAUACAGCCCAUGCAAUGAUCACCUCCGAGCUGGACCCAGAGUUUGACCGCAUGUGUGAGGAAAUCAAAGAGUCUCAGAGGAAAAGAGACCUCCAGACUCCGGUUCAGCAGGCAGCCGCCCCAGCUGCCGCAGUAGGCAGGAAGGCCGUGGUGGAUGAGCCCACCGGGAGCACCUCUCAUGGCGAUGGACUGGACAAGCACUGCAGCAAUAGCAUUAAGCGCAAAUCCCGUCGCCGGUCGAUUUGGGAGCGGGGUAUCAUCAGGAAAAAGAAGAGCAGUAAAAAGGAGGAAGCAGAGGAAGACGAGGACCCUGAGGAGGAAGAGGGAGUCGAAGACUUGGCUGGUGCUAGUCAAGGCGAAGCCUGUCUGACUCAGGAUGAGUCCUCUUGUGAUACCAUAGACCCCCAGCCUGACAAACCCCUUACCCAGCCCAAUGGAUAUGCCCUGUCCACCGAGGAGGAGAACUCCAGUGAACCCACUGCAACUGAGGCUCCUCAGGAACCUGAAAUGGCAAAGAUGACUACCUCUAAGGAAGCUCCUCCUGGAGAGGAGAGGGAAGCGACUGUGGUUUCUGCCCCUCAGGACUGUGUGAAUGGAGAUGAGUCAAUGGACAGCAUAGACAGCGAGGCCCCUGAGAAGGAAUCGGGUAUUUGUCCAGAGGCGCCGCCUGCUCCUGUCAAAGGAGAAUCACAGGUUGGAGGUGAAGAUGCUGUACAAGAAUGCAAGGCACAGGAGUGCAUGCCUGCAACAGAAAGAGCAGCCAGUGAUGGAGAACAAGAAAGCGAAGGCACCUGCAAAGAGAUGUGGCAAUGUAGCCAAUCAGAUCAGCAGAAGGGGGUUCUGGAUGACAGGCCAGAGGACCGUCCACAAUCCCCGCCCCCUCCUGUUUUAGUGGUUGACCAUCAGCGGCUCAAGGCCUUACUGGAUCAGGUAGUGGUGAAGAGUGAGGGCUACAGUGUGGAUCUGUUGGAGAGGAUCUACUCUUUACUCAGCCAGUGUAUCUACCAGCACCGCAGGGACUAUGACAAGACCCACCUGAUUGAGGAGAUGGAGAGGCAAGUCCAGCAUUUCAAAACAUUCCUGUGAUGAAUUGAGGGCUUUCAGCAGUGAUGGUAAUCGGAAACUCCUGUGAUUCAUGAGGGAGUAUAGCCUAUUGAACCAAGCCCUUCCAUGAGGAGCCGAGCAGGUUUGCUCUUAAAUGAGAAUGUGAAAUGAGAAGGUAAAGGAGACCUUCAAAGACUUACAGUGGCGACCUUGGUGCUAUUGUCUCAGGUACCUGGACAGAAUCAGUCUACAGAACCAAACGCAACUCAAGACUCAUGUAGGUUUCAGUUUUUACAAACAUGUAUGCCAAUUUCUAAUGGGCGUCAUUGGUGCUAUUGGGUGCUAUUGUUUAUCUAUUUGCUGCUCCUUGGGUUUCUUUAAAAAAUAAGAAAUGGAAAAAAAACAAGAUAUUAAAAGUUAAACAAUGCUUAAAAAAAGAUUGUGUGAUGUCACUCGAAAACCUCAGCCUCCUUGUCAGGAAGAAACCACACACACACACACACACACACACACAGGCACAGAUUCUCACCAGCAGUGGCAAAAAAAAAGUGUGAAAGGCAGCGCAACACCAAGAGGUCGAGUCAGUUUAUGUACUGUGGAAACAAACUGCAUUGCUCGCCCUCUCUGCCCACCAUCUUGAUGUGUUAGUGUCCGCUGUGAUCUUUCCACCAGUAGGCAUUCAAAUACAAGCACUGCAUCCCUAUGAUGAUACUUCCCACUGCCGUAAAGAACACCAUUUUUAAAGAGAUUUUUUUGUGAUCUUAGGUUCUGUUGGAUUGUAAGCAUUUUUUUUAAUCUGCUUUUCAGAUUUAAGGACCUCUAUUAAAAUCCUUUCUAGUGAAAUACUGAAGUGUCAUUCUGUCAAGAGUUCCAGUAGAAAACAUCUCCAAAUAAUGUUACUAAACUGGAAACCCAGUCUAGAUUUGGUUUGGCUUGGAGUAACUGGAUUCAGAAGUAAUUGGUGUCUAGAGGUUGCACUGCUGACCAUAUGCUUGAACCUCCAAAAUAAUACACAUUGUUUGAUACAAGACUGAGAUUACAAAGUAUUCAUCAACUCCAUAGAACGGGACAUGUCUCUUGUGAAAAUAAACCUCUUCAUGUAUCAUGGACAAUUACAUAAAGGGACCAUCUUGGCUACACUGAUAUUUGUUCUGAUGACUGCCUUCUUUUUUUAAUUUAACAUUGGGCCAGUCAUUUUCACAUAGAUCGUGUUCUCUCAAUUGCUUUUACAUGCACAUGAGCACCCCCACAAAUUCAGAGUUUUCUGUAGCCAGGUGGUUUUGCCAUAACUCAUUCUUUGUUGGAAUAUUCUGUCAUUUUACUUUAUUACUUCUCAGUUUUUGAGUUGAAACAAUGCUAAGGUCGUUUGCAUUAGAAAACAUAUGAACAAGGCCAUUUUAUCCAGUGCCUCUGUGUUUAACAUGUGGAGCAUUGCUUCUUUCAUCUCUUGGUGUUUAAUAUUAGCUUUAUUUUUCCUCCAGACUUUGUUUGCUCAUGGCUAAGUUCUGCUGACUGAUGAUGAUGAUGAUGAUAAAAUCUUUGAUUGGUGGCUGUGUAUUCUUUCAAUAGGUAGAUUUUAGUUCAGCUUUGGUGUAGCGCAAGUAGCUUAUUAGCCAAGUAUUUUUGAAUGCUUUUUUGAUCUGCUACUUUCUCCAGUUUGUUAAAAGAUUUCUGCAAACUUGAAACUCAUCUCAAUUUAUGUAAAGGUGAGUACAGUUUAAGAAAUUGUUUAAAACAUGCAAAAAAGGAGGACGUAGUUCUGGACUACUACAGUGAGAUAAAGAACCAUGGCUACCUCAAUUAUUGUGAUGCUGACGAGACGAGAAGUUUACUAAAUACGUCCAGUAUUUGUCAGCAUCUGUUACAUUACUGCACCCUUGUUCAUUGGCCAGGUGCUGAGAACCAAGGUCUGGGGCUGAUGCAUGAACCGUGCUUCUGCUCAGUUUUGGUUCUUGUUUUUUUUUGGUUUUUUUUUGUUUGUUUGGGGUUUUCUGUUGUUGUUUGUCUGUUUUGCAGUUGAGCCGACACAAUGCAGCAUGUUAAUUUCAGAAACUUUGCAUUGUGUAUUUGUUUUGCUUUCUUGUUCAUCUUUAUUUUUUUUCUCUAUAAUUCACUUUUUUCUGUCAGCAAACAUUGGCAUCCAAUUAUUUCUUUUUCUUCAUUGAACUGUCAAUUGGGCCUUCAUGAUGGCAGCCAUAUUGUUUUUCCACUACAAUUUCUUUCACUCUUACAGAAUUACACCAUUUGAUCUCUUUUUCUAGCUAUACCCAUUUAUUUAUUAACAUAAGUAUUAAACAGUGUGUUUGACAGUCUGAUGUUCAACUAUUCCUUUGUAUGCAGUUUUCUAAAAGCCAACAAAUUGGAAAUUUGUUACUCAUUUUUUGAAGUUUGUCUCAAUGUAGCACAUUUUUGUAGCAGGUUUGUGCAGAUGGAGAAUAUGGAGGUUUAUGGGUCUCAGGUCUCUGCUACAUUAAUGACCUAUUUAUUUUGUUACAAAGGUGGUGGUGCUUCUUGGAUUUUGUGGUAAAGGAACGCAAAUAACACAUGGAAAAUAACAAACGUGAUGAGCAUUGUAUCAUACCCCCUCUCCUUUUGCAAGUAGUGAACAUAACAUGCAUGUUUGGUGUGGUGUAGAUUCUACUGUCUUGACCACUGGUUCUGAAAUACUGACAGUACAUUUACCUUAGAAAUUUUCAGACUCUGAAAUACAGGGAAUAUAAAAUGUUACCCAUGUUCACUAACUGCUGUACUCAAAUGUAAUGAAUUAUUUCGUACCUCACCGAAUUUGUGCGUAUUUGAAACACUUGCUAUGAUCCAACAUGUUUAAACAUAUGUUAAAUGAAAUUACAUGGCUAAUUUAUAAAGAUAAUUGAAAACAGAUUAUUACAAACUGAAUACACACAGAUAAAAAUGGGAAACAUCAUUCAAAUAUUUAUUAAAGUAACUAAACGAGACAAGAAGCCUUCAUUAAAAAAAAAUAAAAUAAAAAAAA
Molecule: messenger RNA, 7213 nt
Organism: Electrophorus electricus (electric eel)
Lineage: Eukaryota; Metazoa; Chordata; Actinopteri; Gymnotiformes; Gymnotidae
Gene: atad2b
Product: ATPase family AAA domain containing 2B
Biological process (GO): nucleosome assembly; nucleosome disassembly; transcription initiation-coupled chromatin remodeling
Cellular component (GO): nucleus
Molecular function (GO): histone binding; chromatin binding; ATP binding
Source: RefSeq, a predicted model, not a curated record